AUGAGCGCUUCCAAGCUAGAGAUCCCAGGCUUUACGACCAUCUCUGACCAAAUCUUUGAGCGCAGAGUGGACACCAACAGUGCCAGUCCAGAUUCUCACCCUCAUAUGGUACUCAUAUUUGGUUGGGGGGACGGCCUGCCAAAGCAUGUCCUGAGAUAUUCGCAAGGAUACCAGGCCAUGUUUCCGAAUGCCACCCAGUUCAUCAUCCUCGCGAAGAUUGUGCGUGUUCUUAGCAGCGACCUGCCUCAAAGUUCCGCAGCCAUGAGGCCACUUAUCAAGGCCGCAUUCGGUCCGGGAGAUCCUGAUGAGAAACGAAUACUGGUUCAUUGCAUGUCAGAUUCUGGUGGAAUCAACUACGCGGCGACCCUCAAUGAGUACCGCUCCCAAUUUAGCAGACCUCUACCGCAUCAACUACUUGUACUCGAUUCAUCGCCAGGCACCUCACAACCAUCGCUCUUCGACCUGGCAAAGUUUUCUGUGGCAUUGGCACCUGGCUUUACACCACAAACUCCAUGGCAUACGAUGUUUGCCCAGGGUCUGACCGCCGCAUUCCUCGCCAGCCAUGGGAUGCUUGAACUCCUGAAUGGCAGGGAUGCUUCGCCAGUAUACUGUAACCCAGUUCUCAACGACCCUUUCUUCGAAACUAAGGAGGCAAGUCGAUUAUAUCUGUACAGCAAGGCGGAUGAUAUGGUACGUUGGGAACAUGUCGUGCAGCAUGAAACACAGGCAAGCCAAUGUGGCUACAAGGCCAGCAUGAAGCUUUUCUAUGGCAGCAAGCAUGUUGGGCAUAUGCCUAUGUACCCGGACCAGUAUUGGGCUUCAAUUGCAAAGGCAUGGAAGGCAUCGGCUGAGCAGUCGAUUAGCGCUCGCCUGUAG
Fusarium tjaetaba is the source of this 876-nucleotide messenger RNA. RefSeq lists its product as uncharacterized. Bases 1 to 876 code for a protein of 291 amino acids. The record is from RefSeq and is a predicted model, not a curated record. Lineage: Eukaryota; Fungi; Ascomycota; Sordariomycetes; Hypocreales; Nectriaceae. The transcript has a single exon.